AACUUAUCGUUAUCCAUUAAAAAUAUGGAAAAGGACGAAACUAUAGAAUAUUUAAAUCGUUGGUAUAGUAGGCUUCGAAGUCGAUAUGUUGAUUUGAUUGGUGAUUUUGGUGAGGGUGACGGUUUGCUUUACGAAUUCCUUUGUGAUCCAAAAAAACAUUUUCUUGAUUUUAAACAACCAUAUGGCGGUGGUCAAUUUUUGUCCCUUGCUUAUCUUGUAGAAACAUUUCUUAACAAACUCAAACAACGUGGAUGCGUCUUCCAUUUAGUAUUUUUUCAUGAGCAUAAAGUGAUUUGGGAUUUUAAUCCAAAAUUUCGGAUUGCCAGAGAAAUUAUAAUUGACCAUUUAAAAUCAUGUCAACACGAAA
Messenger RNA from Racocetra persica, 367 nucleotides. Lineage: Eukaryota; Fungi; Glomeromycota; Glomeromycetes; Diversisporales; Gigasporaceae. The record is from the annotation of a GenBank genome assembly.